AUGGCUUCUCUCUUACAUGGGGAAGGAAGUAGUACUAAUGAGAGUAAUAUUGAUGAGUUAUCUGAAGCUCAAUCUCAUUUGUACAAACAUAUGUUAUGUUACACAAAUUGCAUGGCUUUAAAAUGUGCAAUUGAGUUAGGUAUACCAAACAUAAUCAACAACAACAAAAAUGGCCAACCCAUCACUCUUUCCCAAUUGGUCCAUGCCCUUCAAAUUCCUUCUUCCAAAACUAGCUCCCUUCGCCGUCUAAUGCGAGUAUUAGUACAUUUCGGUUUCUUCACAUCAAAGAAAGAAGAAGAAGAAGAAGAAGAUGCAUAUGGUCUCACAACUUCAACUAAAUUACUUGUGAGUAAUAAUAAUAAUAAUAAUAAUAAUGAUGAUGUCUCAAGCUUAUCCCCUUAUGUUGUUGGAGUGCUUGAGCCAGCUAUGGUAACUCCAUUCCAUUUUCUUGGAAGUUGGUUCAAGAAAGAUGAUGCAACAACACCAUUUCAGUUAGCUAAUAAUGGAAUGAAAUUUUAUGAGUAUUGGGAGAAGAACACCCAAUUCGGUGAUAGGAUGAAUGAAGCAAUGGGUAGUGAUUCAGGAAUGUUGAAGUUGGUUUUUAAUGCAAUGAAUAAAGAUUUAUUCAAGCAUGUUUUUGAGGGAAUAAUAACUUCACUAGUUGAUGUUGGUGGAUGUACUGGAGAUGUAUGCAAGAUUCUGAUGGAAUCUGUUUUACGUGGUUGUAGUGAUGAGGAAUGUGUGACAAUACUGAAAAAAUGUAAAGAAGGUAUUUGUUACAAUAAAGGAGGAAAGGUAAUGAUAAUAGAUAUUGUGAUAAAUAGCGAUGAAGAUGAGAAUGAAGUAUUGGAAGCUAAGCUUUCAUUCGAUUUGUUAGUAAUGAUUCUUUUCGCAACUGGGAAAGAGAGAAGCCAAAAGGAUUGGGAAACACUCAUCUUCCAAGCUGGUUUCACUCGCUACAAAAUUACACCCUUGUUUAGUUUGAAGUCACUAAUAGAGCUUUUUCCUUAA
Messenger RNA from Cannabis sativa, 1011 nucleotides. Its product is annotated as probable O-methyltransferase 3. Gene Ontology annotation, molecular function: S-adenosylmethionine-dependent methyltransferase activity; protein dimerization activity; O-methyltransferase activity. Gene Ontology annotation, biological process: methylation. The record is from RefSeq and is a predicted model, not a curated record. Lineage: Eukaryota; Viridiplantae; Streptophyta; Magnoliopsida; Rosales; Cannabaceae. The transcript is spliced from 2 exons. Bases 1 to 1011 code for a protein of 336 amino acids.